AUGAGGCUGCUAACACAUAAUCUGCUCGCGUGCCACGCAAAAGCAUGCGCAACCACAUCGAACAACUUCCCUCUUAUUCUGAAAGACGUUCAGCUCGAACUCAUCGAGGCGGAACCGAACGAAAUAUUCAUCAAGGGCUUCCUCCCUAAACUUGAUUGGCCAGCCCUUGUCAAGACAGCGAGGAGUUUGGGCGAUACGACUUUGCCAGACCAGGGACCGGAUCCUUCCAAGCCAUUGGAAGACGAGGCGCUCAUCAAGUUGUUACAUCAUGUAUUGCUCGAGAUUCACGUGGUGGAAGGUCAAAUGAUCUGUCCAAACUGCUCGCACAUCUACCAGAUCCGAAGUGGUAUUCCAAAUAUGCUGCUGGCUGAGCACGAGAUUGGCAAGUGA
Messenger RNA from Mycosarcoma maydis (corn smut), 390 nucleotides. Its product is annotated as RNA methylation protein TRM112. Gene Ontology annotation, molecular function: protein heterodimerization activity. The coding region runs from base 1 to 390 and encodes 129 amino acids. The record is from RefSeq and is a predicted model, not a curated record. NCBI's taxonomy places the organism in Eukaryota, Fungi, Basidiomycota, Ustilaginomycetes, Ustilaginales. The transcript is spliced from 2 exons. Gene Ontology annotation, biological process: tRNA methylation; rRNA (guanine-N7)-methylation; peptidyl-glutamine methylation.